Molecule: messenger RNA, 4232 nt
Organism: Leucoraja erinaceus (little skate)
Lineage: Eukaryota; Metazoa; Chordata; Chondrichthyes; Rajiformes; Rajidae
Product: CMRF35-like molecule 1
Exons: 6
Coding region: 1-816 (271 amino acids)
Source: RefSeq, a predicted model, not a curated record
AUGCAUGUUUUUGACCUCUCAGUGACACACGCCGACAUCAAUGGGCCGAGCGUGGCAACUGGAAUCGUGGGAGGCGUAGUGGAAAUCACAUGCGAAUUCAACAAGCACUUCAGCAGCGAACAGAAGUACUGGUGCAAAGGAUACUAUCGACGAAGCUGCGUGAUUUUAGUUCAAACGCAGGGCCUUGUGAGGAAAAGCAGAGAUGGCAGAAUAACGAUAACAGCUGAUAAUAACAAAGGAGAACUUAAAAUCCGAAUGGAGGGACUAACAAACGCCGACAAGGGCUGGUAUUGGUGUGGAAUAGAAAGGUACCACCUUCUGGACCCAUUAUAUCCUGUGGAGCUUAAUGUUCGUGAAGCUCAAGCGCUACUUCCUUCGGACAAAGAAAGACUAAGGUUUUUCUUAAUAAUCGGACUAGUCUUCGGAAUAUUAACGAUUAUGUUUAUCGGACUCCUGUUCCUGGUUAUCAGAAAAAUUAGAAAGAACAAAAAUAAUGGUGCGAGUGAACGUGUGGAUGGCUGUAAAGUGGAAUUUAAAGGAAUGCAGGAGAUUGAAGGUGAAGGGACAGAUAAGAAGGAAGGCGACUCAACAAUAGAGAACUCCGUCCCGAAGUCAAACUCUAUGUUGGCCAAAGAGAUGGAAGCCGGAGUUACCUACGCCACCGUGGCAAUCAAGCAGAGCAACAACCACCAGGAAGACUCCACCAUGUACGAUAACGUCAACCCCCCCAAGGUUCAAGAAGAGAAAAAGCCGCCGGUUACCGAGCCUCCAAACGCAGAACCGUUAGAGUAUUCGACAAUUGCAUUCAAAAAGUAAAAUUCUUCCCCUGAUGUUCCAGCCAUUCUUUGCAGAACAACAUCCCUCCAAGUCACAACUUAUUCCAUUUGGAUACACGUGUCAUUUUGCACCUUGUGUUCAUCCACGGGUCAUAAUCCCACGUUAAAAACUGCUGGAAGAACUCAGCAAGCCAGCAACAUCUGUGAACGCAAAGAGAUGGCCGAUGUCUCUGAGCCAAAACAUCGACCAUGACUUUGUUUCUGCAUAUGUUGCUUGGCUCAUUUAUUUCUUCCAGGGGUUUUUUUUUUUUGCUAAGGGGAAGUCAAAUAGAUCUCAGUUCUUUUCUUCACACAAAAUGAAAUGGAAAUAUGGGAUUUCCUCUCUCAAAUAUUUGCUGAGGUGCGCAUGGUGGUAGGGGAGGGAGGACAAUUGAAAAGUUUGCUAGGCUGGGGAAUCUGAUCUUCACCACCCAAGAUACUUCUAGAUACAAAUCAGCCACGAUCCAAUUGAACUGUAGAAGAGGCUCAAGGGGCCGAAUAGCUGUCUCUUCUAACCUAACCUGCCCAUUUAACCUAAGAUGUGACAUUUUAGUCAACUUCACUAAUAUCCUACUCAACUACACAGUCAUUCCCCAGCAAAAGAAAAAGCUUUAGACUUUAGAAAUACAGCGCGGAAACUGGCCCUUCGGCCCACCGAGUCCGUGCCGACCCGUACAAAAAACACUAUCUCAGAAGCCGAUUAACCUACAAACCUGUGCGUCUUUGGAGUGUGGGAAGAAACCGGAGCACCAGGAGGAAACCCACAUGGUCACAGGGAGAACGUACAGACUCCGUACAGACAGCACCUUUAGUCAGGAUUGAACCCGGGUCUCUGGCGCUGCGAGGCAGCAACCCGAACACUGCGCCACUGUGCCACAUCCCUUUUCUCAGAUUCAGGGAUAAACAGAAAGGUGGAAGGUGCUGCUUCAGAUAUAACGGGGAGCAACAGGAAGUUGAAACACAAUGUUAUUUGAUGGAUCCUUGCAUUUCUGGGUUGUCUGCUGUAAGAUGGCUGUGCCAUUCUGCUACAUACUGCACCAGAACAACAUGAGGGAACAUGUACAACUAGCAUUUCUUCCUGAUUAUUCACUAUUUAAUCAUUUGUUUAUUUUGCAUACAGUUGAUGUAGGCUUUAGUUAUUCAUAAUGCAUGGACUGCCUAUUUGCACUUAACUUGACUGAUGUGCUAUGGCUUUAGUUUAGUUUAGUUUAGAUAUACAGCGUAGCUACAGGCCAUUCAGCCCACUAAGUCCACGCCGACCAUCGAUCACCCGCUUCCACUAGUUUCAUGCUAUCCCCACAUCCUACACACUAGGGACAAUUUGCAGAAGCCAGUUAACCUAUAAACCCGCACAUCUUUGGAAUGUGAGAGGAACCGGAGGACCUGGAGGAAACUCAUGUGGUCACAGGAGAAAUGUACAAACUCCAUAUGGACAUCACCCGUGGUGAGGAUCGAACCCGGGUCUCUGGUGCUGUGAGGCAGCAGCUCUACCACUGCGUCACCGUGCUAUCCUUGUGGUCUGGUGUUCUGCUCUCCAGGUUUAGUUCUGCAUUAAAGGUAUGGAUGCAGCUGCACAUGAUUCAUUGUGAUGGAACAAUGAUAGACUCUGUUGACCAACUAAAGGGAAAUGAUCUUAGCUUCAUUUCCAACCACAGACCACAACUGUGGGCUGAGCCGCUGGGAGACACAGAAUUAACAGCACUGUGGCGUAGAGGUUGAGUUGCUGCCAUACAGCGCCAGAGACACGGGUUCGAUCCCGAUUAUGGGUGCUGUCUGUACGGACUUUGUACGUUCUCUCCGUGACCCACUUGGGUUUUCCCCAAGAGCACUGGUUUCCUCCCUCACUCCAAUUAUGCACAGGUUUGUAGGUUAAUUGGCUUUGGUAAAAAUUGUAAAUUGUCUCUUGUGUGUGUAGAAUAGUGUUAAUGUGCGGGGAUCUAUGGUUGGCGCAGACUCAUUGCGCCGAAGGUCGUGGUUCUGCACUGUAUCUCUAAACUACAUUAAACUAAACAAGAAGAGAGCUGAAAUUAAGAUGGAUAAUAGGUGCCGUUAAGGAGCAGAGAGAUAGGGCAUAGGACUUUUUCUUCUUCUUCUUGCGUAUGGCGUGCACAGCCUAAAGUUGUAGGACAACUUUUUCUAUUUGAUCUUAUUUGACUGUGCACACCAGGUUGAUUGCAUUUGUCGAAACAGGGUGGACCACAUGAAGGUUGCAAUCUCCCACCCCGGACAUAGUACUAAGGGACUAGGAACUGGAUAUGUAGAAAAGAUGGGAACCAGUACAUGGAGGACAGGAGACAGGUGCACGAGAUUCAAAUGAAUCAUAAACACUUGGGCUGAAAGGCUAGGUACUCUUUUAUCAAUUCCAUAUCAAGUGGCAUUGUCAGAAAUUACAUUUUUCCAUCCUUGUUAUAUUGGAUCCAAUCCAAUCAUUAUCACUUUGAGAUAUAAGCUCCAACUAAUUUCACCAAAAAUCCAACUUGAGGUAUUAACCCGUCCACAGUUCCACAUUGUCCACACACAUCUGUGGAGAUUUAAGUCUGCAAUGUGCGAGGUGAAUCAUUUAAGAAUUAACGUUUACUAACAUCAAUAUUAAAUUCAUAUUGCAAUGUGAUGCUACAUGAUCACAACUUGGAACCUUGGAGAUGUGCCCUGAGUUGCAGAACCAUUUGGGUACUUUAUAGUCACUGUUGAGUCAAGUAGAAUGGUCCUUCUCCCAAUUAAUGCUUUAAUUUUGGUCAAGGUGAUCAAAGAACCUUUGCACAGCUGAUCAAUGAUUGCUGAGCGACUUUGUUGACCUGUACGAUAUUGAGUCUUACCACUGGAGUAUGGUUUUGUAAAGAAACAUAUGUAGUGUCAAACACACAAUCAACUUGAGGUUGAGAAUGAACUGAAUCUUCUUAAUUUAUUGCAAAGGGAAUAAAAGGCUUCACUGAGUCCGUUUGCAGUGAUGCAAUGGAUAACCAGGAAGACAAUAGUAGCAUUUUAUGUUAAGGUUGAUAAUGAAUUAUGUUCUAAUAUCUUUUUGAGCAAUGAAUUCUUGUUCCCUGAUACAAGCGCAACAUUAAACUUUGUAUUUGUGCAAAUGAUACUGAAAUCUUGUUUGUUAUGUCAAAUUUGAACUACAACUUGACAGUAACUCAAAAAAUUAUGUUUUAAAAUGUCUUUUGUAACAGUUACUGACUUUUAAAUAAUGAUUUCUACAUUCCACGUGUUAAGAAAUUGAAAUACAAUAUACUUAAUGUAUUUUCUGUAGUAUUAUUGCCUGAAUAGCUCACAUUUCUUUUCAGUCUAACUUUGCAUUCGAACGAUUACUAGCUUCCAAGAAACUUUUUUUUUAUCAAUACGUGACCACUUUUCAUGUUUAAAUGAUUGUGCUCCUCUUUACGUCCAUGUUGGUAUUAAAAUUUUACAAACGCU